Molecule: messenger RNA, 3527 nt
Organism: Anguilla rostrata (American eel)
Lineage: Eukaryota; Metazoa; Chordata; Actinopteri; Anguilliformes; Anguillidae
Product: protein kinase C eta type-like
Exons: 10
Coding region: 90-1478 (462 amino acids)
Biological process (GO): protein phosphorylation
Cellular component (GO): cytoplasm; nucleus
Molecular function (GO): ATP binding; protein serine/threonine kinase activity
Source: RefSeq, a predicted model, not a curated record
CAUUGCGUCUCCUCUCUCCCCCCAUUGCAGUGUGCACCUGCGUGGUCCACAAGCGAUGUCACCAGAAGGUCGUCACUACCUGCCCCCGAAUGAAGAAGCCAGCCAAGGAGGAGACCACAGCCCAGGGCUUCAGCAUCAACGUCCCUCACAAGUUCAGCGUCCACAACUACAAGGUCCCCACCUUCUGCGACCACUGCGGCUCUCUCCUGUGGGGAAUCGUCAAGCAGGGCCUGCACUGCAAGAUCUGUAAGAUGAACGUGCACAUCCGCUGCCAGGGCAACGUAGCGCCUAGCUGCGGGGUCAACAGUGUGGAGCUAGCCAAAAAGCUGGCAGAGAUGGGACUACAGGCAGGAGGGCUUCAGAAGAGAAACUCUGUGGUGAGCACUGCCGGUGAAGGCCACGGCCGGCGGGGUAGCGGUGUGCAGAGCGAGGGCCAGCAAGGGGACUCGGAGGUGCAGACCCGGCGCCUGGGCAUCUCAGACUUCACUUUCCUGCAGGUGUUGGGCAAAGGCAGCUUCGGAAAGGUGAUGCUGGCUCGUUUGAACAGUACGGAGCAGGUGUUCGCAGUGAAGGUGCUGAAGAAGGACAUCAUCCUGCAGGACGAUGAUGUGGAGUGCACCAUGACGGAGAAGAGGGUUCUGUCUCUCGCCCGCUGUCAUCCCUACCUCACCCAGCUCUACUGCUGCUUCCAGACCUCCGACCGUCUCUUCUUUGUCAUGGAGUUCGUCAACGGGGGCGACCUCAUGUUCCACAUACAGAAGUCUCGGAAAUUCGAAGAGGGGCGAGCGCGAUUCUACACGGCCCAGAUCACCUCCGCCCUCAUGUUCCUACACUCCAAGGGCAUCAUCUACCGAGACCUGAAGUUGGACAACGUGCUCCUGGACAAGGACGGCCACUGCAAGCUGGCCGACUUCGGCAUGUGCAAAGAGGGGAUGUUUGAGGGCUUGGCCACCGGUACCUUCUGCGGCACCCCAGAUUACAUCGCCCCGGAGAUCCUGCAGGAGAUGCUGUACGGGCCCUCGGUCGACUGGUGGGCGCUCGGCGUGCUGCUCUACGAGAUGCUGUCUGGCCACGCCCCCUUCGAGGCAGAGAACGAGGACGACCUCUUUGAGGCCAUCCUUAACGAGGAGAUUGUCUAUGCGUCCUGGCUGAGCACCGACGCUGUGGCCAUCCUUAAAGCUUUUCUCACCAAGAACCCGCUGCGUCGGCUGGGCUGCGUGGCGGCGGACGGCGGGGAGAACGCCAUCGUCAGCCACGCCUUCUUCUCGGGCGUCGACUGGGAGAAGCUGAACCGCAAGGAGAUCGAGCCGCCUUUCAAGCCCAGGAUUAAAACUCCGGAGGACGUUAAUAAUUUCGACCCGGACUUCACUCGAGAGGAGCCCACGCUCACGCCCAUCGAAGACUCGCUGAUCCCCGCCGUCAACCAGGAGGAGUUCCAGAGCUUCUCUUUCACCUCCCCGGAUCUGCUUCUUGGCUAGCGCUUCUGCUCCUCUGUCCCUCUCUCCCUCCCCAUCCCUGUCUUCCUCUUCCGCUUCCUCUCUGCUUUAGUGCUGUCUGCACCCGCCUGUCUGUGUGUCUCUGCCUUCACCUUCACUUCCUUCCUAUUCCUCCUGCCUCUUGCAGCUGCUGUGACUGAGCAUGGUGUACCCAAAGACCCUGAUGCAGUGCAUGCUGGGUGUGUGGCCUCGCCAGCGUCCCCAGGCAAGCUGGGCUGCAGGGCGCUACACAGAGCGCCCGGAACAUUGGGCACUCCCACACCUGUCACCAUGCCCUGGGAGGGGGGGCAUUCUGAUAGGAUCACGCCACCAUAAGGAGCCCGGGUGUUUGGCUCCCAGGGGGAGGGGCUGAGAGCGCAGAGAUGUGGCGAUACUCUGGUCCUGACGAUUUCUCUCAGAACGACCUUUUCAUUCAACAUCCCCCUCUUUUCCUUUAAUCUCCACCGUUUAAAUUUCAAUUCUUUCUAUUUUUUUCUUGUUUGAACUUGCCCAGUACGCGUCAAAACAACGCGAGUGAAAUUUGCAUUCAGGUACUUUGAGGCGAUGGGCGGUGCUCGCUGUCUGAGUGGCGCGGGGACGUUUUCCGCCGCGCGCGUCUCACCCAAAGAGGCCGAGCGCUACGUGCGAUUGCUCACGUCAGCUGCGCCCCCUUCGCUAAGAGCGCUGAAUAUAGAGUGCGAACCCGAAUCUGACGCACACCGCGGCCGCGCACAGCCUCAGCCCACCGCACCACGGUGAGUCACAGCAGGCAGCUUCCAGUAGACGCGGCUGUUGGGCAGUCCCUUACUGCCGAGGCUUCCUGCCAGCGUCAGGCCACUCAUCAGCAUCCCAUGGAAGGGCCUUGUGAAAUACUUUUCCGGUGAUGUGGUUCUCAGAGCUGGACUAUUAGCCUGAAGAGAAAAUGGAUGCCAGAUUACUUGACAGUUCAGCCUGUUGGUUUCUGUGAAGGCAGGAUGGGGGAAGAACAGAGAAUUUGUUUUAGACACUGGCUGUGCGGUUCAUAACAGUAAACUGCAUUACUUCAAUGGCCGUACUCUUCUGUUUGUGUGUCUGUUUGCAUUUUUUUGGGGUCUUGGAGCCAUCUCAGUGAUCUCUACCAGUCAUCUGUCAGGAAAUACGCCGUGUGGGUCUGUUGUGCUAUGCGUGUGGCCAGCCGUUUCUCAUUCACUUACACGUACCUCCACGAGCCACUCCUUAAGCCAGACUCAUCCAGUGCAAUCUUAUUCAUCGCUUGCCUGAAUGCAAUGCUUUCAGUUACCACAAAAAGCCUUCUGCAUAGAGAAGGACUGAAAGAUCUCAUGUAGAGACUUCAAAGCUGUUGCCUUUAGUCCGUGAUCUGAACAGCCUGCUUUUGGUUUACUGAAACAUGAGAGGUCAGAAUAGCCGAUAUGUAUCUAGUAUAUACGAGUGAGACAAACACAGUUGUUUUACUUACCUUUAUUUCAAAAUAUUAGCGGUCUCCAGUGCUCCGUCUGUUGUAACCAUGACUGUAAAAGAAGUAAAAGUGGUUGAAAAGAGUUUUAAAAAAUCAACAAAUGCAAUUUAUUUAUUUGUACACAUUGCUUAUCUGGAAUAAUGUACUGUUAUUAAAACUAUGUUAACAAAUGUGAAUCUCACAAAUCGUUUUGAAUUGUAUUAAAGGGCAUAGUUUUUCAGGUAUUAUUGAAUGUACAUUUGCUGGAUUAUUGCGCAUUACAUUCCGUCACAUAGAGCCUGUGGAAUGGGGUGAGGGCAUUGAGGCCUACCAAGAAUGUACAGAACUAGUCCUUUUUACCCACUCUGAUGACUGUUGACUUACACGUCUGUAAAUAAUUAUGCUUUCACUGUAGUACUGGUACACUUGAGCACUGAAUCAAAUCUCUCGUGAGAUGACCCUGUCGGCGGCAUGCUGUCUGUGUCCUGCACAGUGACACACUGGCUGUGGUUCAACACGCAGCUGGAUGGCCUCUUUUGUUCCAGGCACAUUCUCAGUACUGCAGAAUAAGUAUAAAAAAACACACAUACAAAGUAAAAUAAAAAUCUAAUUGAUGA